Molecule: messenger RNA, 2385 nt
Organism: Engraulis encrasicolus (European anchovy)
Lineage: Eukaryota; Metazoa; Chordata; Actinopteri; Clupeiformes; Engraulidae
Gene: ldha
Product: lactate dehydrogenase A4
Exons: 8
Coding region: 123-1124 (333 amino acids)
Biological process (GO): lactate metabolic process; pyruvate metabolic process
Cellular component (GO): cytoplasm
Molecular function (GO): L-lactate dehydrogenase (NAD+) activity
Source: RefSeq, a predicted model, not a curated record
GCCCCGCCCGCUAGUCACUGCUACGACGCAGCCCAGCCACCCAGCAGCACAGGAGGGUUCCUUGGAGAAGACAUUCCAUCUGUACUUUUCUUCGUUUACUUCAAACCAAGACUACAGAGAACAUGGCAGCCACCAAGGAGAAGCUGGUGAAGCACGUGAUGGAGGGAGAGCACGUGGGCUCCAGGAACAAGGUCACCGUGGUGGGUGUUGGCAUGGUGGGCAUGGCCUCCGCCGUCAGCAUCCUCCUCAAGGACCUGUGCGAUGAGCUGGCUCUGGUUGAUGUGAUGGAGGAUAAGCUGAAGGGUGAGGUCAUGGACCUUCAGCACGGAAGCCUCUUCCUCAAGACUCACAAGAUCGUGGCAGACAAAGACUACAGCGUGACAGCCGGCUCCAGACUGGUGGUGGUCACCGCCGGAGCUCGUCAGCAGGAGGGCGAGAGCAGACUCAACCUGGUGCAGAGGAAUGUCAACAUCUUCAAGUUCAUCAUCCCCAACAUCGUCAAGUACAGCCCCAACUGCAUCAUCAUGGUGGUCUCCAACCCCGUGGACAUCCUGACCUAUGUGACCUGGAAGCUGAGCGGUCUGCCCAAGCACCGCGUCAUCGGCAGCGGCACCAACCUGGACUCUGCCCGUUUCCGCCACUUGAUGGCUGAGAAGCUCCACCUGCACCCCAGCAGUUGCCACGGCUGGAUCGUUGGAGAGCACGGAGACUCAAGCGUGCCUGUGUGGAGUGGCGUCAACGUUGCUGGAGUUUCCCUCAAAGAGCUGCACCCCGAAAUGGGCACAGACAACGACAAAGACAACUGGAAGGCCGUCCACAAGGCAGUGGUCGACGGUGCUUACGAGGUGAUCAAACUGAAGGGCUACACCUCCUGGGCCAUUGGCAUGUCUGUGGCCGACCUGGUGGAAUCCAUCACCAAGAACCUGCACAAGGUGCACCCUGUCUCCACCCUGGUGAAGGGCAUGCACGGCGUGAAGGAUGACGUCUUCCUCAGCGUCCCCUGCGUGCUGGGCAACAGCGGUCUCACGGAUGUCAUCCACAUGACCCUGAAGCCUGACGAGGAGGCUCAGCUGCAGAAGAGCGCCGAGACCCUGUGGGGCGUGCAGAAGGAGCUGACGCUCUGAAGAGCCGGGCUCUGAGCUUGGAAUCCACCGGCCCUCCCUCCCCCGCGUCAACACUCCUCCCGUCAUCAAUUCAUCCUUGUUAUGUCAUCCACACCGUAUGGUUCCAUCUCAGCAGCAGCAACUAUCAAAAAAAAAACAAGCAGCAAUCAUCUGCGUAACAAAAUAGACUCCCAACUCCUUCCCCUCUCUUCCUUCAAUAUAAUCUCCCUCCAUAUUCAGUCAACCCAUCCCAGAUUUUGAAACACAGCUCCUCAGCAGUUUCCAGGCAUCUCAAGGCAACACCUUAUAUUUGUAUCUGUAGGGCUUAAUGCAGCCUGCAGUGUAGUUACGUGUAUCACCGCACAAACUGCCCCUCAUGCUGUCUGCAUAACAUAAGCCAUCACAGGGGCCCCAUGUACUGCUCUGUAUUGUACUAUGUGUGUACUAUGUGUUGCACUUUGUCUUCCUCACACUCCAUGCCACAUUGGGUUAAAAAAGCUUAUAAGGGAACGCCUUGAGAGGUUUGUGUGUGCUGGAGAGUUAUGUAUAGUAUUAAGUAUUGCUCCUCGUCGGUGUCCAUGUUGUCUUUCUUUGAGCUCGGCAAAUCAUUCCAUACUCUUUUGGUCGUUAAGGCUGACGCUCUACGAUGCCCAUGGCGAUCCAUCUUCUGGAAGCAUCUGAGAUUCAGUUACUGUACCUCGAAUGCAAACAACUCCCAUCUCUGCCUCUGACCUCUACAAAAAGGCUUGAAACAAAAGUGCACUCUGCUGUACUAGAAGCAAACCACAAGUGCAUUGAUAUAUGACUGCGAGGAAGUCUGACCAUCAUUAUAAAAAGCUUUGGACAUUGACGGUUACUGAAAAAAGAAAACAAAAGGCUGAAGUACAGGAGACAACCCAGGUGAAGCCAUGGCUUUCUGUCAUACCAAGGGGACUUGAAUUGUUAGAGCUCACCUCAAGUAUGUACGUAUGCACUGUGUUAAAUAUUAAAAAAAGAGACAAAGAGCCGAUGUCAUUAGCAAUUUGUGUAAAUGUUUACCUUGUCCGUUUGGCUGAAGGUCAUCUUCUGCUUGUGUAAACAAGAUUCUAAGAACUUAAUGGAAAAAACGAGUACGGUACUGUUGCUCCAAUGCCUCUGAUGCCAUGUUGGGGUAUCUGAUGGCAGUUUUGACUGGUGAACCUAGACAGCCGUAUACUUGUUCUGCAUUUUGUGGCAGACUGGUUAGGUACACCUCUGUUCGAUUUGGACAACAAAUAAACUUCCAGUACAAUGACUACUAAAA